This is a messenger RNA of Penicillium antarcticum, 1458 nucleotides long. RefSeq lists its product as uncharacterized. The transcript is spliced from 7 exons. Gene Ontology annotation, biological process: transmembrane transport. Gene Ontology annotation, molecular function: transmembrane transporter activity. Lineage: Eukaryota; Fungi; Ascomycota; Eurotiomycetes; Eurotiales; Aspergillaceae. Gene Ontology annotation, cellular component: membrane. The coding region runs from base 1 to 1458 and encodes 485 amino acids. The record is from RefSeq and is a predicted model, not a curated record.
AUGGAGAAGAAAUCUGAGCUCAUGGGCAAGUAUGAUGUUGCCGAGGACUGUGCCUUGGGCAGUGUAGUCAUGGACGACAAGAAGCUGGUGCGCAAAAUUGACUACCACGUCUUACCCAUUAUGUUCUUGACAUAUUUCUUGCAAAUGAUUGACAAGAUUUCCAUCAAUUAUGCAAACGUGAUGGGAAUGCAGGAUGACCUGGGAAUGACUGGAAACGACUUCUCAUGGCUUGCAACGUCGUUCUUUAUUGCAUAUGCUGUGGCGGAAAUUCCUCAGGGUGCCCUUCUGCAAAAAUUUCCCAUUACCAAGGUUCUCGGAGCCAAUGUCUUUUGCUGGGGUGUAAUCCUCUGUUGUUCGUCAGCUGCCUCUAACUUCUCUCAUAUGCUUGCGUUGAGAAUCCUCCUAGGAUUGAUGGAGGCUGUUAUUGCACCUUCUCUUACCAUGUACACUAGUAUGUGGUAUACUCGAGCAGAGUCCACACCGCGCUACGGGUUCUGGUACUGUGGUUUGGGCGUUGGGCAAAUCAUCGGUGGACUGAUUUCUUUUGCUGCUCAACAUGCCCCUGCAAAGUUGGCUUUCGGAGGCUGGCGCAUCAUGUUUGUAGCAGUUGGUGCUGUCAAUGUCUUGGUAUCUAUGCUUGUGAUAUUUAUUCUUCCCAACAGCCCCGAGAGCGCCAAAUUCCUGACUGAAAGUGAGAAGCUACGAAUUGAUCAGCGUUUGACCGAUGAUUCAGCUGGCGUUGGGCUCAAGGUCUUCCGCUGGCGGUCUAUUCUUGAAGCAUUUGGAGAUCUGCAGACGUGGAUGCUCGUCUUGCUCACAAUCCUCAUCACAAUUCCCAGUGGCGUCAUAACUACAUUCUCGGCUAUCCUCAUCAAAGGAUUCGGAUACAGCUCCAAGGAAAGCGCUUUACUGAACAUGCCUUCGGGUAUCGUGAGCAUCGUGGCAACCAUGGUGUCUACAUAUACAAUCUCAAAAGGCUUUUCGAGAUGGCUGGCGAUCGAUUUGCUAUUGCUUCCAACCCUUCUGGGAUCCUGCUUGAUGUCCUUCCUUCCAUCUGAGAAUCAAGCUGGCUGUUUGGCCGGUAUUUAUCUCGUCAAUACGACCGUCGCACCCCUAGCCCUUAUCUAUGCAUGGACAGGAGCCAACUACCGGGGCUUCACAAUGAAGGUCUCUGGUGCUGGAAUUGUCGCUGCAGGCUUCAGCAUUGCGAACAUCGUUGGCCCUCAGACUUUCCAAGCCAAAGAUGCGCCCCAGUACAUACCGGCAAAGAUCACCAUUGUAGCGGUUAACGCUGCUGCUAUUGCGGUUUCUACGGCCCUGAGGAUGUUGUAUGGAAGGCGUAACGCAGUUGCUGAUCGACUUGGUACACCGGCACGUAGUCGGAUAGAGACACGAUUGGCUAGUAAGGGGGCCGUUCGCGACACGCAAGACGAUGACAAUUUCCGCUAUGUGUAUUGA